Molecule: messenger RNA, 2098 nt
Organism: Drosophila busckii
Lineage: Eukaryota; Metazoa; Arthropoda; Insecta; Diptera; Drosophilidae
Gene: RabX1
Product: ras-related protein RHN1
Exons: 3
Coding region: 287-1060 (257 amino acids)
Molecular function (GO): GTPase activity; GTP binding
Source: RefSeq, a predicted model, not a curated record
UUAUUAUAAUUAUUUUAUUUUAUUUGCCAGUGGCUAAGCAACAAGCCUGCUCCACUUGGAAUGUCAGUCAGCCUACAAACGUGAACGUGUAACUGUGUUAAAAUCAUAAAUCAUUAGCAACAAAGAAAAUACGCAGCAUUUACAAAUGUUGCAAUUACAAUAACAAACUAAAAACUUACUAUAAACGGGAACAAAAACAACGAGCAGCACACAUAAAAGAUAGAGCAACGUCAUUUAGAGAGUCCCACUGCCAUGCCUAUAUAACUGAUAGUCAUUCUCGUCCAAGAUGCGUGGAAUUGAGGGCAAAGUUGUUGUGCUGGGAUCGCGAGGCGUCGGCAAAACCCGUUUGGUCAUAAAAUAUAUCAAAAACACACUCAAUACCAAUGAAGUGCCCACAAUAGCAGUUUCAUUUUUUACCUGCAACAUCAUUUUGGACGAUGUCAAAAUCAAAUUACAAAUUUGGGACACUGCUGGGCAGGAGCGCUAUAAGGCCGUCGCUCCCAUGUAUUAUCGCAAUGCCAAUGCUGCCAUUUUGGUCUUUGACCUUACACAAUACAAAACGUUUACGGAGAUCAAGUCCUGGAUACAGGAGCUGCAUCGCAAUGUGCAGGAUCCCAUGAUACUGACGCUGGUGGGCAACAAAAUGGAUCUGCAGUCCCAGCGUGCCGUAUCACGCGAUGAGGCGUUUCUGUUUGCCAACUCCAUAGGCGCCACCUACUUUGAGACUUCCAGCGAAACGGAUCAGGGACUGGAGCAGGUGUUUCUAUCCACCGCCAAUGGACUGGUGCGACUGGCCAACGAGGGCAAGAGCCAUUCGCUGCGUUCGUUUCAAUCAACCGACUCGUUAGCCUACACGAGCACACCGACUGCCUUCACCACCGCCGCUCUGGCGCGCAACCAAGAGCAUCCCGCCUUUCGUUUGCCCUAUGUGCAUAUCGGCAUACCCGUUGACGGUGAGGAUAUUAAGACCACGGGCGUGGGUCGCCUGGAGACGCCUUCGUGGAGCAUUCAGCAUAUAGCGCUGGGCGAGGUGGAGCGACCCAGCUGGUGCUGCUACUAACAAUGGACCAGCAGCGUUUAUCUUACAGCAUUUGUGAUGUUAAUUAAAAACAGAUUUUACUUUAGUUAAACGACCAGCACUCGAAUAUAAACUAUAUAGCGUGCACACACACACACACAAAGGCUAAGCAAUUCCAAAAAAUAAUAUAUAUUUAUAGAAAGCAGAGCCAGCCCAACCCGCCAAUAGCAACAGCAACACCCACAACAACAACAACUUGACGCCUAUGCUAAGCUAGUUUGUAAGUUUAACUGUAAGUGUGACCAGCGCAUGCCUAAUGUAAUUAUUAUUUAUAACAAAACAAGCAGCUGCGUUGCUUCAAGCUCACUUGACUUUAAUCAUUCAUCAGUCACACACAUAGACACACACACACACACACUCAUGCACACAAUAAGUAUUUGUUGUUGGGUGUUCACACAAUUCAUGUACAAAUUCGCAUUUACAAAUAUAUACAGACAUCAACAUAAUAUACUACUUAUAGUGAACCGUAGCGUAUAAAAAUAACUUUUGUGUAUCAUUUGAGUGUCGCACGCCCCCAACAGCCAUUAAAUCCACAGCGCCCCUGCAAAUCUGCAUUAACGUGGCCAUUAACAACAACGCUGCAUAGCAACUUGUCGUGUAAUUGGAAUUUAAUGUGCCACAUUGCCAAGGGUUACACAAUUGUGGUUACGGACAGCUAGCAUAUUAUGCUAACAUUCUAAUGCUUUUACAGUUACAGCCACAGCUACGGGAUACGGAUACGGAUACGGCCAAGGCGCCAAGUUUGUUAAGUAAAAUUUGUGUAUUUGUAUUUGUGAGUGGGAGUGAGAGUGGGCAGCUUAGCGUAGGCCAAAGUUGCCUGGAAAUGGCUAAAUAUGUAUUUUUGAAAUGGGAUUAUCUGCUCAGUACAUGCGACUUGAUGUCCAUUGUUUAUUUUAUUCAAAUCUGUUUGAUUUGCGGCUAUUUAUAAAGUUCUAUAGCUUAUUCUUUGCUUUGCAGUUUACAUAAAUCAAACAUAUAUUUUUCAAUAAAAGCAAUAACAAUUCUAACAGCUUAAAAUGG